Molecule: messenger RNA, 2949 nt
Organism: Chondrus crispus (carragheen)
Lineage: Eukaryota; Rhodophyta; Florideophyceae; Gigartinales; Gigartinaceae
Exons: 1
Coding region: 1-2949 (982 amino acids)
Biological process (GO): mismatch repair
Cellular component (GO): MutLalpha complex
Molecular function (GO): ATP binding; mismatched DNA binding; ATP hydrolysis activity
Source: RefSeq, a predicted model, not a curated record
AUGUCAAAGGCUCAACGCAAAGAAGACAACGACACCUCUUCUCGUAUCAACAUCAAUGAAUUCAGACGAGUGCCGAAAGAGUCCAACCCGGAGAACUGUAGAUUGCAAACUCCUCUUCCGCACCUCGACACGACCCUUGUCACCGACAGGAAGUCAUCGCGAGGUUCCCGUGUUCAAGCAAUUUCUUCGGCUGCACAUGCUUCGCGCCCCUCAAAGCUUUCAGCUAUGAUCACGCCGAUGAAUUCUGGCGUGGCUCACCAGAUUCGAAGUGCACAAGUGGUUCUGGAUCCUGCUUCUGUCAUUAAGGAGCUUCUGGAAAACGCCUUGGACGCCGACGCCACCCGUAUCGAUAUCAGGGUCCGCGGAAAAGCGGCUCUUGAUAGCAUUGCUGUGUCAGAUAACGGUAAUGGGAUACCACGCAACGAUUAUAAUUCCUUGUGUCUCAGCGCAUCCACAUCCAAGAUAAGGAACUUUGAGGAUCUAGAUUCAAUCAUGACGUUUGGUUUCCGCGGUGAGGCGUUGUCGGCGAUUUGCGCUAUUUCAAAGUCUGUCUCGUUUGUGACCAGGACAAAAGAAGACUCGGUUGCCACUUCCUUGAAAUAUGGACAGGAUGGUUAUUUGCAAGAAAAGCGUCCCGUGGCACGGCCUACAGGCACAACUGCCCUUGUCGAUGCCCUGUUUCACAAGCUUCCCGUUCGUAGGAAGGACGCCGUAAAGAAUUCCUCAAGGGAGAUAGCUCGAUGUGUAUCUGUGGUUCAGGCUUUGGCUCUAGUUUCUGUGGGUGUACGAAUUGAACUGAAGAUAUCCCAAGACAUCAAAGUUCUCACGCAUUUAAACGCAUCCGGCGCUUUGAUACCACGACCUCAACCUUCUCAUGAGAAACCCCUGAAUUUGCGCGCACUGCGCCACACUGCGUCAUGUGUUCUUGGCAACAAAACAGCUACUGCGCUCCUGGACCUUUCCUUGUCAAAAAUUGCGUCUGUCUCCCUACCAAGAUCUGGUGCUAGCCCAAAUGCGCGAGCUGAUCGGGACGACAAUACAUCCAAUCGACAUUACUGUUGUUCCGGCCUCGUCUCGAAAGCUUCACUGGAUGCCAACGGAUCUGGCGGAAGAGCGAAAUCAUCGCAUCAGUAUAUAUUCGCAAACAAAAGGCCGGUUGAUUUCCCACGCUUGACUCGGGCUGUAAACGAGCUCUAUCGACGAAUCACUGGUUUGAACGGAGCAACUCCUGUACUGAUACUAAACUUGGACCUUCCUGUAGGUAGCCAUGACGUGAAUUUGUCUCCAGACAAACGUGACUUUCUAAUCCGAGAUGUGAGCGACGUUAUAGCCGGAGUCAUUUGCCAACUUGAGGCACUGUGGUCACCGAAGAAGGCUGCUGAGAUUCCCGUACAAAAGUUAAAUUUCAGAACUGAACCCAUUAGUCUGCUUUCAAAUUCCCGCGGAAUUGCGAUGGAUAUGCUCAAUCAACCAAGGCCAUUGAAGGAAACCGAUGGAGAAGAGGAGGUAAAUGAGGUUCGUAAAGUCGACCCUUCUAGAGAGAAUGUGCAUGUCUAUCAAGGCACAGCAGAGGUUGAUAAAACUGGCAGCCAGCUUUCCCUCGACAACAAGGGCCAAAUCUUACAGUCUCCGGAGAGUACCUCUGUGCCAGCAUUGAGCAUGCCGUCCGUACCAGUGGGGCUAGAAGUUGAGUCUGACCGGCCGGACCAUGACGAACAUGCGAUUGUUGGGGUGGACUCUACCUUCGAGACUGAAAGGAACCAGUCAAGAAGCGCAUCUUCGCCUUUUUCUCUUGAUUUGUCAAAUCCAAAGAAAUCUGGGUUCCAUGCGACACUGCAUAAAGCGAGGUCGCUGACAGAUCGGAGACGGAUUUUGACAACGCUUUGCCCCUCAAAGCGAAACGUAGGUGCAUUUGUAUCCCGACAGGUAGAGAACUUCGGUACACCUGCGAAGAAGAAGAGAAUGACCUCAUCUGCUCCAUUGCCGUUGUCAAGGAAUUGCAAAAGUGCGCGAAUAUUAUCAUCCAACGUUCCUGAAAAGCGAAAUUGUCAUCCCGGGAGUGUUGAUGAAGGUACUGAAUCACCUACGAGGUGUAUUGACGAACCAGGGCCCCGCAGUCGCAGCCCUGUUCGUCAGACCCCAUCUGUUUUGAAGAUGAACUGGAAAAUUGUGUGCGAGGAGCAGGUAGCUGUUGGGAGCCCACAUGUAUUGCGCGGAGGCAGUAGUUCGGAUGAGGAAGGCGGCGAAGUACAGACCGACGCCGCGUUUAAAAAGUCGUCCGUGGCUGCCGAGAGCACAGUGGAAGGGUCGGCUAUAGAUGCAGCGGAACUAGAGAUGAGUAGACUCUUUCGGCAAGAGUGGUUCCGAAAGCUGAAGAUUCUUGGUCAGUUCAAUAGAGGCUUCAUCAUUGGUCAACUUGGUCGUGAUCUGUUCAUCAUUGAUCAGCAUGCUUCUGAUGAGAAGUACAACUUUGAAGACUUGCAGCGUUCUACAGCAAUAUCAAAGCAGAAACUUGUGCGCCCACUUGCCCUAGAAUUUUCGGCUCAGGAUGAGUUGAUUGUUCUGCAGCAUAAGGAAGCGUUCCGUGCUGGAGGGUUCGAUAUUGACUAUAGAGCGAAAAAGAACCCGACUCAACGGCUUUACCUGCGGUCACAACCAGUGAGCAAAAGCACGAUGUUCGUGCAAGAUGACUUAAAGGAGAUUGUCGCCAUGCUGAAGUCAAGUGUGCUACAAUCGUCAAGUCUAAAAGUGAAGGUACUUAGACCACCACGAGUAAGGGCUAUGUUUGCAUCAAGAGCAUGCCGCAAAUCAGUUAUGAUUGGAACUGCACUGCAGAAGUCGCAAAUGCGAAAAAUUGUCAACAACUUGACAUCUAUUGAACACCCGUGGACCUGUCCACAUGGUCGACCCACAAUGCGACAUCUCUGCACACUUCCAGAACCCCACUGA